This is a messenger RNA of Branchiostoma floridae (Florida lancelet), 1815 nucleotides long. RefSeq names its product somatostatin receptor type 2-like. Gene Ontology annotation, molecular function: neuropeptide receptor activity; neuropeptide binding. Gene Ontology annotation, biological process: neuropeptide signaling pathway. Lineage: Eukaryota; Metazoa; Chordata; Leptocardii; Amphioxiformes; Branchiostomatidae. The record is from RefSeq and is a predicted model, not a curated record. Gene Ontology annotation, cellular component: neuron projection; membrane. Bases 404 to 1537 code for a protein of 377 amino acids. The transcript has a single exon.
UUGUGCCCUAGGGUUUACAUUUCCUCCUACUUUCCUCCUAUAGGCGUGCGUGAAGAUGGUGUCUAUAGCUAUCGUCACAUCAGAAUAUGAUCCAAUGAAUGACCAGUCUACAAACAGCAAAGCCUCAUUUGCAUGAUGAUUGGCAGUUCUUUUGAAUUGCUCCAUCUCUUCUUCUAUCAAGUCGAGAGGAAACUGACUGACGCUCAGACCUUUCUUUCACGUCUCUACAAGCGUACGGAAAGAUAGCUUUGAGCUGUCUGCCAGGAAUCUGCUUGGAAACGAUAGAGGCAACAAGAAACGACGAUUUCAGUUUUUGGACAUAGUCUUAAUAUCUAACGUUACAAACUCUGUCAUUGAUUGAACACGAGGGAGUCUGAAGUGACUUGCUAGCUUCUGUAGCACCAUGGAUAUGUGGACCGGUAACUGGAGCCAUGUGAACGGGACGGAUGGCGCGUUCGUCCCACAAGCGCUGGGGUUCGCCCCGGCCAUUUUCACAACAAUCAUGCUCAUUUCUCCAGUGGUGUACGGGACAGUAACCGUUGUGGGUCUGCUAGGGAACAUGUUAGUAAUCUACAUGUUGCUGUGCCACACCAAGGCAAAGGACGCUACAAACUGUUACAUUCUCAACCUGGCAUUGGCUGAUACUCUCUUCCUGCUCGGGGUACCCUUCAUCUCAGCUUCAUCCGCCAUGGGACGCUGGGUGUUCGGGGAAGCCAUGUGCAAGAUUGUCUUGUCAAUGGACACGUUAAACAUGUUUAGUAGCGUGUUCAUCCUGGUCGCGUUGAGCGUGGACCGCUACCUGGCCACAGUCCGCGCCAACACCCACCCCCAUCUCCGCCAGAGGAAGAUGGUGAAAACCGUUAGCCUGUCCGUGUGGGCAGCUGCCUUCAUACUGACCAUCCCCGUCAUGGUGGUCAGCGGCACUACUCUGCUAGAAGACGGUACCUAUGACUGCGCGCUCUACUGGCCUGACGGUAAGGUUGUGUCCUGGCACAAAGCGUUCACGUCUUAUACCUUCAUAAUCGGGUUCGUCCUCCCCGUGUUGGUGAUCAGCGUGUCUUACCUACUGGUGGUCCGUCAUCUCAGGCGUAACACGUCCACACACGCCGCGGUGGCCAGAGUCUCCAUCAAGAUGCGGACAAAAGUGACUAAAACGGUUACGGCAAUGAUCAUGACCUUCAUAGUGUGCUGGUUGCCGUUCCACGUGUGUCAGCUGGUGGGUUUGACCACAGACGUGCGCCCUACGCCAGCAGUGCUGGUGCUGUUCCACAUGACCUUGGCCAUGACCUACGCCAACAGCUGCGUGAACCCCAUCCUGUACGUCUUCAUGAGUCAGAAGUUUCGCGGGAGCUUUCGCGCCGCGCUGCGUCUGAAUCGGAAAACGUCUGCAGAUCGGAUGUACGUCCGCCAGAGCGCCACCGUCGCGCGCCAUCGGCUGGAAAUCCCCGCCUUUUUCGAGGAGGAAAAAUGUGAGGUAAAUGUUGGAACUGUUCAGUGUUCAGCAGGAGUUAUCUACUCGUUUGAAAGUGCUUUGUAGAACAUUACAAAUAAACUGUAAGAAAAUGUUCUGUUCAGGAUAUAUCAAUAAUAUUUUCAGCUUCUAUGGACUUAAGUUUGGCCUAAAAACUACUACAUUGUUAAUAUUAUACAGCUAUUUGAAUUCUUCAAAUCAAUAGUCUAAUAUGAUGAUGAAUGUUGUAUUUUGAGGAUGAGGAUGUUCUGUAUACGUCCUGGUGAAAUACGCUUGCAAAUGUCUUUGAUAUCCAGAGAUUUGAUAAGAUAGAUGUUGGCAGCACAGACACCAGUCAAGUUUAU